Messenger RNA from Salarias fasciatus (jewelled blenny), 2139 nucleotides. It is a transcript of the gene fbxw4, whose product is annotated as F-box and WD repeat domain containing 4. The coding region runs from base 91 to 1263 and encodes 390 amino acids. The transcript is spliced from 9 exons. Gene Ontology annotation, molecular function: protein binding. Gene Ontology annotation, cellular component: SCF ubiquitin ligase complex. Gene Ontology annotation, biological process: SCF-dependent proteasomal ubiquitin-dependent protein catabolic process. Lineage: Eukaryota; Metazoa; Chordata; Actinopteri; Blenniiformes; Blenniidae. The record is from RefSeq and is a predicted model, not a curated record.
GCGCGCAGCAGGAAGGGCUUCCCGACUCGUCCCGCAGCCCGUGGCGAUGGGGGGCCGCGCGCCGCCCUCCCCCCGCUGAGGCGGCGGACCAUGCUGCUGCUGCCGCGGCUGCCGGAGGACGUGCUGCUGCUCAUCCUGGCCCACCUGGACCGCCGCUCGCUCGGCCGCCUCGCGCAGGUCAGCCGCGGCAUGAGCCGCCUGGUGGGCCGGGACGCCGUCUGGAGGAACGUCGCUAAACAGUUCCUGAACAGCGGCAUCACCCGGACCGGCGCAGACAUAUAUCCUCACAUUCCUCUGAAGGAGCGAGUGAGGACGGCUCAGAACUGGCAUGAUGGCGUCUGCAGGAAGGAAGUUCUGCUCAAGUGGAAAACCAAACUGUUGCCGUGGUUACAGCUGGACGGAGACACCCUGUUUGUGUCUCAGGCUGCGGAUAUCCGAGCGCAUCGCAUCCGCAGAGAGUCCGGCCGGCUGCAGCAGCGCCCCUCGCGCAUCUACUCCGGCCACCGGGGGGACGUGUGCCGCUUCGUGAGCACGCCGUCCCACCUGAUCAGUGGAGGAAGUGACGGGCGGAUCCUGGUCCACAGCAGAAGAGCCGGCGGCUCUGCGGAGCUGCCCGGCCACAGCCAGGAGGUGCACUGCCUGGACUGCCGAGAAGACCUGAUCGUCAGUGGAUCCAGAGACCGCACAGUCCGGAUUUGGAGUUUAUCUUCUUCUUCGCCCAGAGAAACUCUCCCCAUGUCUGACCGAGUGUGGUCGGUCGCCAUCAGUCCGGCACAGAGUUCCUUCGUGACGGGCACGGCGUGCUGUGAAGACCGCGCCCCCCUGCGGAUCUGGGACACCGAACGGCUGGAGUGUGUGUGCAGUCUGGGCUCUGGGUUUCGGCGUGGAGCUGGAGUUCUAGACAUCGUGUUUGAGUCGCCGUCCCAGAUCCUCAGCUGUGGGUACGACACCUUCAUCCGCCUGUGGGACGUCCGGCUCAGCACUCGGAAGUGCGUGAUGGAGUGGGAGGAGCCUCAUGACAGCGCUCUGUACUGCAUCCAGACCGACGGGAACCACAUGAUCGCCAGCGGCUCCUCCUACUAUGGCGUGGUCCGCCUGUGGGACCGACGGCAGGCUGCCUGCUUACAGUUCUUCCAGCUGGGCCCGGGUCCGGUCAGCAGCCCCGUGUACUGCCUGAGGUUCAGCAGCUCCCAGCUGUUCGCCGCUCUGGCCUCGUCGCUGCUCCGUCUGGACUUCAGGCCCGGUGCCUCGGACUGCAGAUGAUACUCCGGUCUGCUGCCGUCGCUUCAAUAAAGACGUCUAUUUUCCCAGUAAAUGUUUCCACCUGUGCCGGCUCUUUGACUCGGGGCCGUGGCUGUGUGUCAAACACUGCUUGGUCCGUCCUCUGCUUGGUCCGUCCUCUGCUUGGUCCGUCCUCUGGCUCAUGUGAGCUCUGAGGAGCUCAUCUGGAGCUGGAGGACCCUGAGAGGACGGGUCAGCUCACUGCUCUGACCCCGUCCCUCCCUGAUCAGAGAAGACGAGUGGAGUUUGGCAGUGUUGAAUUGAAAAGGGAAGAGGAGCAGGAAGUCCCUCCAGGUCCUGCUGACACCUCGAGACCAGAACAGAUACUGCCUUUCACCCAACGUCUUCUCUGACCCGUCCUCUUCGGCCGGGCACUGGACAGGACUGGAGGACAGGGCUGGAGGACAGGGCUGGAGGACAGGACUGGAGGACAGGACUGGAGGACAGGGCUGGAGGACAGGACUGGAGGACAGGACUUCUUGGAGCCUCGUGGCUUCACUCUGGCAGCAUCUUUGUGCCAAUGAGGCCAUCUAGUGUCCACAGGGGGAAGUGCAGCCUGCUGCUCGGUCACAGUCCUGGUCUGAAUGGGACUGCUGCUGGUUCUGAUCAUUUACCGUGUGUGUGUGUGUGUGUGUGUGUGUGUGUGUGUGUGUGUGUGUGUGUGUGUGUGUGUGCGCGUGCUGCUGUACUGUUCCAGAGCUUCCAGAUGAGGCCCCUCAGCUGGACCCGAGAGCUCUCCUCUCUAGAAACAUCCCCACCAGCCAUUCUUUUAAGCUUAGUCUUAAUCCUCACCCUAAACCCAACAUGAUCCUGCCACGUGGAGCCGGUUCCACUGCUGCAGGUCCUGAUCCACCGCCU